Messenger RNA from Manihot esculenta (cassava), 2521 nucleotides. Its product is annotated as transcription factor MYB3R-3. The record is from RefSeq and is a predicted model, not a curated record. Gene Ontology annotation, cellular component: nucleus. Gene Ontology annotation, biological process: regulation of DNA-templated transcription. Bases 222 to 1907 code for a protein of 561 amino acids. Lineage: Eukaryota; Viridiplantae; Streptophyta; Magnoliopsida; Malpighiales; Euphorbiaceae. Gene Ontology annotation, molecular function: RNA polymerase II cis-regulatory region sequence-specific DNA binding; DNA-binding transcription factor activity, RNA polymerase II-specific. The transcript is spliced from 9 exons.
UCUAUAUUAUAUUCUCUCUCUGUUUCAACGGGCGAGGAUUUUUCGAAACAAAAGCACUUUUGGUUUUUGUGUUUUGGCAAAGAGAGACGUUUCCUUUUCUUCGCCCUUUGGCUCAAAAGGAUCAGUUUCUGUUUAUCUAUCUUUCUCUCUGUUUCUCGAUGAGCUCUACUGCGAUUCCCGCCACUUCCUUAUGAGCAGAGAUGUGUUGAUAGAAUAAAGAAAUGAGUGAGGUGAAGAUAGAGGAGUGUUGCCUUGAAAAUAAGCAAUUAACAGCGGCUUCAAGCUCAUCCAUAUCUGAAGGAAGUGGCAGUGCUAUUCUCAAGUCUCCGGGAGUAUCCAGUCCUGCAACAGCUUCACCUACUCAUAGAAUUUGGAUUUUCAGGAGAACCACUGGGCCAAUAAGGCGAGCAAAAGGUGGCUGGACUCCAGAGGAGGAUGAGACGUUAAGAAAUGCUGUUGCUGCUUUCAAGGGGAAAAGUUGGAAGAAAAUAGCCGAGUUUUUCCCUGAUAGAUCAGAAGUACAAUGUCUACAUAGAUGGCAGAAGGUUCUUAAUCCUGAUCUAGUUAAAGGACCUUGGACCCAAGAGGAGGAUGAUAAAAUUACUGAACUGGUAGCAAAAUAUGGACCAACAAAGUGGUCUGUCAUAUCAAAGUCUUUACCCGGUCGCAUAGGGAAACAAUGCCGAGAAAGGUGGCACAAUCAUUUGAAUCCUGAUAUAAAGAAGGAUGCUUGGACACUAGAGGAGGAGUUGGCACUCAUGAAUGCCCAUCGGAUACAUGGGAACAAGUGGGCUGAAAUAGCCAAGGUUUUGCCUGGAAGGACUGAUAACUCUAUAAAAAAUCAUUGGAAUAGUUCCUUGAAGAAAAAAUUAGAUUUCUAUUUGGCUACUGGGGAACUUCCUCCAGUUGUAAAGAGUGAUAUUGUUUUUCCUUCACGGAAACUUCCGUCAGUUGCAAAGAAUGGAAUCCAGAAUGGAACUAGAGAUACGAAUAAACCUGCUGUCACCAAGACAAGCAAAGAAUCAGAUUCAACUGCUCAAACAUCAUCAGGAACUACUGAUGCAUGUAAGCUAGAAGAAGAUGGCAAGGAUCAAUUGGAGUCUUUAGCUCUGGUGAGAGAUAUGGCAGCUUCAUCAAGUGUUUUCCCAAAUGAGUCUGCUGAUUCUGAAGGUGUGGAAUGUACACAUUCAUUUGUUGCGGAUCUUAGUUGUUGUGAUUCGGAGGCACUACCAAAAUGUGAGAAUUAUGGAAUCAACUAUGAAACUAAUGAAGAAAAAGUAUUUGGGUCUCAAUUGCAGUUUGAAACAUCUACUUACGGUUCUUUGUAUUAUGAACCACCACAAUUAGAAACUUGUACUCCAAUAAAUUUGGAUCCUUCAGUUAUGCAUCAAGUGCAGCAUGAAUACAGUUCUAGCCCAAUUUCUUCUCCCAUUAGUUUCUUCACUCCACCUUGUGUGAAGAGUAGUAAUUUAAGAGCCCAAAGCCCUGAAUCUAUAUUGAGAAUUGCUGCUAAGAGCUACCCCAACACUCCAUCCAUAUUUCGAAAGCGAAAGACUGGAAGUCAAGUGCACCUGCUUCCUAGUAAAAUUGGGAAAGUAGGUCAAGAAUCUAUUGAGGACAGGUUACAGAGAAGAACUGAGUAUACUCCAGAAAAGGCUGGUUCUCAAAAGGGAAAUUUACAUGACAGUCCUCAUCCAGAUGAUAGCACUUCCUUGCCUAAUGGUAAAGCCUUUAAUGCAUCUCCUCCAUAUAGGUUGAAAUCCAAACGAACUGCUGUUUUCAAGUCCGUAGAGAGGCAACUUGAGUUCACUUUUGACAAGGAGAGAUGUGACACCACCAAAUCUGUGAAUGGGAGCUCUCUUAUUACCGAAGAUUGUGCUCGUGCUACAAAGAUGGGAGUGACCUAAAGUAUAUCAUGGAUGCAAAAUGGGGCAUAUUUUCAAGGACUGGCUGAUAGUUUCCUCUUAGUGGUAAUUGAAUUUCCAACAUCAUAAGAAGCUGUUUCAACAGUGAUGAGUCUCAUUCAUGUGCUGUAUCAAUGUGCACUUGUUUCUUCCGUGCCAGUCCAGUCAAUCAUCUUGCAGAUUCUUACACCUCUUGGUUUUUCACGUAUAUGGAGACUCUUCCAUUAUACCAUCAAUGAGAAAAAGCUGUGCACGACAUGUAGAAUAAGAGAUGAUAGAUCCCAAGUACUUGCGGAUAAAUAAUCAAGUGUAACAGCUUUGUACAGACGCCCCCUUUUUAAGACAAGAACUGAUACUGAGAAAAUUUCAAAUCAGAAGAGCUUCUCUUUUCGUAAGUAUAGUAAGCAGCGCUACACGUGCAACACUUCCUGUAGAAUUAGGUGUUCUUUGUUUUUUGUUUCUUUGCUGACAAGGAUGGCAUUUUAAUUGUAGUCAAUCAGGGCUCAUUGUUAUACUAUAGUCAUAAUCAGGAAGUUUAAUAUUUGUUUCUAUUUCUUGCCUCUGUAAUAUUGCAGAUCUUCUGGGAAAAUAGUAAUGCAGUUCAGAAAGUUUUUUGA